UGUUUCUUUGUUGUGGAGGCUAAUUGUUUUAGUAGAUUUCCAGAAUGUGGUCAUGUUAUGUGGUGCUCGGUGCGGGAGGGGGCGCUCGUGUCCACGUUGCGUUUCGAGGUUAUUUUGGGCUGUCUCGAGGGAAGAGAGGGGAGAAUGCGGAUUGUUUUUUAACCGGCUGUGUUUUAUGGUGUCGCACUGAGAUGGAAAAGCUAUAAAACGCACGCCCAUAAAUCCAAAUCAAGUCCGUGGAGUGGAAAUCGUUUGAUUUACGGACUCGCUGUAAUAAGUAGCAAAAGGCGCUUUUGUCUUGCGACAGCAGCAAAAGAAAAACGGCUCGUGUACACUUGAAUAGCCCGGAAACGGACUCUCUGUUUUGUGUCUGCGGUUUAUGAAGAUCGCGAGACUCGUUUGCAUGAGUGUUUUUCUUUAGUUGAUCACUCGCUGGAUAAAGGAAGGAGAUUAAACCGAGAAAGACGUGCAACAAAAGAAUCCGCGUGCACGGCCGCAACUCUCGCGAGAUGUCGCGUGGUUUCAGCUUGUGACAUUCGAACUUUGUAAGUCCGCCGUUCGGUUAUAGUCGGCUCCACACGGCGGAGAGUGAAAAGCCGAACCUGGCCGUUUUGUUUCGUAGGGUGUCCUGUCACGCCGAAUGAACUACACACGCGUGUAAAAAAAAAAAAAAGAAAAAAAAGCGCUAUGACGCAGACUCCGAGUCGUCACAUGCGGGUUCUCGAGGACGGCCGUUAACUUCGCCUGCUUGGGGGACUUUUCGGCAGUGUGUGCGCGCGCGGCGUUCGAAGAGAAACCGGAGAUAACCGAGAAUGACUCUGCACAUCAUUUCGUGAAACCUGAAUUGGAAGAUAUUUGCAACCUUGUGCAACCUGGUGACUUAAAAUUGCACAUCAAGUAUUACAGCUUUUAAAAUCACACCUUAUGUUGGACGAACAUUGCCUACAUUUCCCCAUACGAUGGAUGCCCAAAGUUUAAAAGCCCUUGUUCAUUGUUAUCAGUUUGUAUUAGACUGUGAACUGGUCUCUCCCUUCUUUAUUCAUAGUACCCUUCCAGUGCUUUACUCAAUCUCUUUAGUUUGUAAAAGCAUUGACUUCAUUUAAGUGAUCAUCCAAACCAGUUUAAAAGAGGCAUUAAGUAUUUCUCAAUACAUUAUAUAUAAGUGUAUGAGAGUUAUCUAGACUUCGAGAGUCUUCUCACUGUGUGAGCAUAGAUAUGUCUGAAAGUUUUCGAGAGAAAAUGGUAAAGUUCCUGUCCCCUGCUUCAAAAAACUCCAAUGGCUCCAACUCAGACACGCAGUUGGGUGAGCGGAUUGGUCCCGAAGUACGCCGCCGGCAUCACACCAUGGAGAGGGACUCGAAAGCUGAGCACCGAUUUGUCCGGCGCAGUGUUAUUUGUGACUCAAACGCAACAGCUUUGGAGCUUCCUAGCAAGAUUGUUUUCCUAAAUGUGCCGCAGGACGUCUCAGCUGCCUCCAAUGAUCUUAAUGCUGAUUCGAAACCCGCAGUAGAGAGUGAGAUCCAUUCUGUGACUGAUGGGCCUGCUGUUGAAAAGGUGGAGGGAACGAAAGAUAGUGUUCAAGAGGAGAUCGUUGCAGAGCAGAGGCCUGUGGUUUUAGCCAGUCCGGUUGUGGAGACAAAGGAAGAACCAUGUCUGGAGCCAGACAGCAAGAUGUUAGAGCAGGAGUUAGGCAGUAGUGUAGGCACAAAACAGAAAAAUGAUAAGGAGGAGGAUGAAGAAGCUAAAGCGAAGGCUCGUGUGGAUUCAGGGCAGCAGCGUGGGACUGAGAAGCAGGACCAAGUGGACAUCGAGGAAGUGGAGACGAAGGCUAUUGGAACUUCCCCUGAUGGACGAUUUUUGAAGUUUGACAUUGAGAUUGGACGUGGCUCGUUCAAAACUGUGUAUAGAGGAUUGGAUACGGAGACAACUGUGGAGGUGGCAUGGUGUGAACUGCAGGACCGCAAGUUGUCCAAAUCCGAGCGGCAGCGGUUCAAGGAGGAAGCUGGUAUGCUGAAGGGCCUGCAGCACCCCAACAUUGUGCGCUUCUAUGAUUCCUGGGAGGCUCCCUGCAAAGGGCGGAAAUGCAUAGUGCUUGUGACAGAGCUCAUGACAUCUGGCACCCUAAAGACGUAUUUAAAGCGGUUCAAAGAGAUGAAGAUCAAAGUUCUGCGUAGCUGGUGUCGGCAAAUCCUGAAAGGGCUUCACUUCCUUCAUACCAGGUCUCCUCCAAUCAUCCACCGUGAUCUCAAGUGUGAUAACAUCUUUAUCACCGGGCCCACUGGAUCAGUCAAGAUUGGUGACCUGGGCCUUGCCACUCUCAAGAGGGCUUCUUUUGCCAAGAGUGUCAUAGGUACCCCUGAGUUCAUGGCGCCUGAGAUGUAUGAGGAGAAGUAUGACGAGUCAGUGGAUGUCUAUGCCUUUGGGAUGUGUAUGCUGGAGAUGGCUACUUCUGAGUACCCGUACUCCGAGUGCCAGAAUGCGGCACAGAUCUAUCGCAGAGUGACCAGCGGUGUGAAGCCUGGCAGUUUUGAUAAAGUAGCCAUUCCUGAAGUCAAAGAAAUCAUCGAAGGAUGUAUUCGUCAAAACAAAGACGAGAGAUAUUCCAUAAAGGACCUGUUGAACCACGCCUUUUUUCAGGAAGAGACUGGAGUUCGUGUCGAGCUUGCUGAAGAGGAUGAUGGGGAGAUGGUGGCUAUCAAACUAUGGCUGCGCAUUGAGGAUGUUAAGAAGCUCAAAGGGAAAUACAAGGAUAAUGAGGCCAUUGAGUUUUCUUUUGACCUCCUCAAAGAUGUCCCUGAGAUUGUGUCACAGGAGAUGGUUGACUCAGGCUAUGUGUGUGAGGGUGAUCAUAAGACCAUAGCCAAGGCCAUAAAGGAUCGUGUGGCUCUGAUCUGCAGAAAAAGAGAACAGCGAAAACUGGUGCGGGAAGAACAAGAGAAGAGGAAACGGGAAGAAGAAAGGGUGCAGCAGCCUCUCAGCGAGCCCCCCAUUGUGAAACCCCCCAUGUCAACUCUGACACCAGUUCCCAUAGAGACAGAGGAGGCAGAGGGGGAGCAGCACCACCUGCAACAGCAGCCUGGAGUGCCUGCUUCUUCUGUAAGUGGUAUGGAAGGCCAGUACUUGCUGACUACAUCAGAGUCUCAUUCUGGUCAGCCAAUGCUGCCUUCUUACAGCUCAAUGCAGCCUGAGCAGCAGCCUCAGUCCUCUGCAGCACAGCACAACUCUCAUUCCCAGCUUCCUCAGCAGCAUGCUGUCCACCCACAUAGCUUGCCACAGGUUCCUUCUUCACAAGGAAGUAGUUCCCAGCCUCUGAUUCCUGUGUCCCAUCCUGAAUAUACUGCUCCACCACAGACCAGUCUGCCAGCUUCUGUUCAGCCUAGCCUCACCCAACAGAAUAACCAACCCUCGCUGGACACUGCACUUCAAAGCUCAACUCAGCCGCCACCACCGCACAGCUCUCAGGUGGUCCAGGUAUGGCCAGAUCAACUCAGCCCUCCUGUUUUCUCUCCACCUCCAAAUGCUGAACAUCUGUAUUUCUUAUAUCAGGCCUCUCAGUUACACCGGGUUUCUGUAAGUAUUACUCAGUCUCCAGAUCAGACUCAAACACAGGUCAUGCUGAUUCCACUAUCUGCAGAGAGUGGCCUGUCGGAUGCAGCUUCAGGGUUGAGUGAUGGAAAUGAGGGCAAGCACAAGGCUAGCUCCACAAAGCGCUACCAGCGCCGCUCAGUGCGCAGCCGCUCACGUCACGACAAGUCUGCCAAGCCUAAGCUUGUUGUGCUUAAUAUUUCCAGUAUUGGUGACAGAGUGGCUGAAUGCCAACUGGAAACCCACAACAGAAAAAUGGUGACAUUUAAGUUUGAUCUGGAUGGAGAUAACCCUGAAGAAAUUGCACAGAUCAUGGUCGAGAGUGACUUCAUUUUGGAGAGUGAGCGUGAGUCCUUUAUAGAUCAGGUGCAAGAGGUUAUCGACAUGGCAGAUGAGAAAAGAGAGGCUGCUAAAUGCGGGCAUUCUCAGGUGAUAAGUGAUGCAAUCCAACAAUCACCUGAGAUAUCAAAUCCUAAUCUGCCAAGUUUGCCACCCAGUGUGGCUGCACAGGUGGUGCACUCAGCAGGGCGGCGUUUUAUUGUCAGCCCUGUACCAGAAGCGCGACUACGAGAGUCAUUUUUUGGCCCUUCCUCUGCCAGCACAUCUUUAGGAGAUGACCUGGCAGUGUCUGAAUCUUCCAUGGGGCUCGGGCAAACCAGCCAGCCCUCAGUAUUACCUCCCCAACCAGUAUACCAGACCCCAGUUACAGCUGCACAGAACACUUCUCCCACAUUGCCUGUUGGUUCCACUUCCCCAACUACUUCUGCUCAGAUACCCCGAACUGGCAGGACAUCCCCUUCCCCAGCCCCAUUAGAUCAGCCCAUCACUCAACGUCGUACCUCACUUCCCACUCCAACUAUCCCCUACCAGCUGCCUGAGAACAGCCUCGCUGUUCCAGCCUCUGUUGGAGAACAGCUUCUUGCUCCUGUCCAAACUUCCACCCCAACACCUCUGCCUGCAGUUGCCCCUAGCCAGUCUGGGGAGAAUGAGGGAGAGACACAGGGAAAGUCACCAGGCAUUGAGGACAUCCAAGCUCUGGACAAGAAGCUUCGUUCUCUAUUUCAUGACCAGGGUUCAUCCUCAGGUUCCUCAGCCCAGACUGAUGCAUCAGGAGAUGUCACCUCCACCUCCUCACCCCCCAACACCAUCAGUUCUCCACCUCCUGGCUUGGCCUCCUCUGCAGGUCAUGUGGCACCAGCUAGCUUGUCUCUGAGCUCCAGUGGGCACUUUGUACCUGGCCUGUUUUCUUCUCAAAGCCAAGGAGGUCCUGCUACUGUACAAGUGCAAACUAGUCAAGUUGAGCCUACUGUAACAGCACUGCAAACUCCUGUAAGUGGACCCCAAGAUGGCCUGAUGGUGGAAAACAAACAGCCAGUGACUCCACCAACUGGUGAAGGUUUUAGACUUGGGCGAUUUCAGGUUUCAGUGACCACCGAUCAAGUUGUGGACGGGGCCUCUUGCCCGAAUACCAUUCCAGCAUCAUCAACUUCCUCGUCUACAUCCUCAACAUCCUCAGCAGUCUCAACCCCUGAAAACACCAUUCAUAAGUAUCAAACCCUGCCCAGCUCUGAGCAAGAAUUUUCAGAAUCCAGUCCUUCUACAAGUUCUGGACCUCCUACAAGUUCUGGACCUUCUACUGCUGCUACCACUACAAUUGGGCGCUUUCAGGUGACCCCCGGUGCUGAUGUCAAAGUUACUACAGCUGAAAAUAAAGAUCAAGGCUCAAAAGAAGAGGAAGAUGUUGGUAUGUACAGUCUACCAACAGUCCAGCCUAACUCUCAAUGUUUUGGAAGCAGUGAUGACUCUGAGCCAGAGGAUGAAGCCUUUAAGAAAGAGAUUAAAGAGCUCAGGGAGAGGCAUGUAAUUGAGAUCCAGGCCUUGCAGUCCAAGCAGAAAAAAGAAGUUGAGGAGCUUUUUGCACGAAUGGGCAAAGCAUGUCCUUCCAUAGUGUCCUCCUCCCCUGUAGCUGUGUCAGGAGGUCGGCGUAGGCUAACCAAAAGCAAGAGCAACAAAUCUGGCCGUAGUGGCAGUAUCCACAGCAGUCCGCAUCAGCAAGAUAAACGUAACAAACAGGCUGCAGUUAGUCAGUUGACUACAGAAAAGCCUCCGGAUCCUUUAAAUACACUUGUUCAUGAUGUUCAGUCAGAAGGCACAACCACAACAAAUAAAGGAGAAAAUGGGUCAAGUCAAGCUGCUAACCUUCCAAGAAAAGGCACAUUUACAGAUGACCUCCAUCAGCUGGUGGAUGACUUUGCUCGGGAUGCCAUGAGCCAUGCACAGGUCAAGAAAAAUGGCAAACAAAAUUCACAAAGCCUUGAUACAAUUCCUCGUAAAUUCUCUGCACCAGGGCAGUUGUGCUCUGUGGGUGGUUUAUGUGCUCCCUGCGACAACUCUUCUGCUGGAAGGAAGGGUUCAUUGUGCAUGAUGACCCAGCAGCACAACUACCCCUGUAUCCCAUAUGUCCCCCCACAGUGGGUGGGGCCAGCAGGAAAUGGAGGAGGCUUGUUACAGCCUACAACCACAAAUGCUCUCCAGUCCAGUUUCCAGCUGCCCACAGGAGCUCAAAAAGCGGGAACUAAUGGUGCAGGAACCAACAUGCGGACCACUCAAGCAAGCUGAGAUACAAAGGGACAUCAUAACGCACACUGAUUUAGCCCAGUUGUUGACUGUGAAAUGUUCUCAAUCACCUAUAAGCGCAUUGUAGUCCCAAACUAGACUAAAUCUCAGUCUAGCAAACCAGUUUUGCAGGAUGUAUGGCAGUAUAGUACAUCAAAGGGAUAUACUCAGAAAAUUCUGAAGCUCGUCUCCAUUUUAAUCUGUGGGAAUUUGCAAGUGGGCAAGUGAGUAAACAGCAGAACGUCUCAUUGUGUGACUUGGUUAGUACGUGAAAGGUAUGUGCAGUUAGUGCAACUUUGGGCCUUACAGGUGGAUGUGUACAGAUUUGGUAUGACAGUGCUAGACUAAGACAAAACUAAAGCUAUGGCCUUAAUUUCUAAGCGUUAGUCUCUACGAAUGGGGACGCAUGCGCAUGGGAUGUCAUGCUUUAUAAUGUAAUAAAAGUUCCUAGUAUGCAGCUAAAUGGUUAACAUUUUCCUAAGCAGCCUGCAGUUUAGCUUAAACGGCUCUUAUCUACACUGUAUAGUAAAAACAGCAUGACUAGUUUGGACUAUAAAUGCUGCCAGUACCCAAUUUCUGUACCUAAGCAAGACAGCAAUAAAUAAGAUGACUAAAGUAAGUCGGUGAGAAGUUGGAGCAAGGAAAAGCUUUGAUUGGUGAGGCAAAGUUUUAGGUUUAUAUUAUACAUCCUUAUUACAUAGUAAUUGAUAGGGGACCUGUUUCUUUACAUUUUGAAAUGUGUUGAAAACAAAAACCCAGAUGUUAAAAUUUGACCUAAGGACAGAGAUGUGCAAUAUAUAAAGUUUAAAUAAAGCAGGGUGACUAAGCACUUGACAAACCUUACAACCUUUUUCUUUGUAAGUAUUUGCAUUGUGACUUUUGUAUUUGUGACUGCAUUUGACUAUACAACUUGUAGGCCAGUAGUUUCUCAAAAACCCCUGCUGUAACUGUGUGGAUGUCUCGAGGGCAUGUGGGUUGUAGGUGUUUUGCAGUGGCUUCAGCCUGUAGCUUUCUGCAGACUCCGUGGCUGUAUGCGUAUAGGGUGCCUUCUUAAAUGAUAUUUGUUGUGCCAGCUUUGACACACACAGUUAUCCUCUCUUUAUGCAUUUUCUUUAAAUACAUUUGUCACAGUUCAUGCUGGCUAGUACUAUCCUGCUCAAUUUUGGUAGAAUGUUCUCUUUGUUGAAAAUCAGUUACGAUUAUAUAGGAAUGUUGCUGUGAAGUAAAUUAACAAAAUAUCCAAAAUGUACACUUUCUGCAGAUUUACAGUAUUGCACAAUUUGACUUUAUACUCUCAGUACCACUUACUAAGCCACAAAAACACAGUGCCAUUCCCACACAGAAGUGAUUUUUCUCUCACCUCUGAAUUGAUUCGCUCGACUUCUCUAGAGAAGGAAAAAUGUUACUGCAAUGCAGAAUAUGCACCAUUUUUAAAAGGUUAACCAGGCUCGGGAGGCUAAUGUUACUUUUGAUACUUGAGUGCAUUAAUUUUUCUACCUUUUCUUUAAUCUGAUUUUUCAUAACCACUUGAUCGCAACAGUUUUUCAAAUACCACUAGUGUCACAACACACACAAAUCCAGCUAUACUGGCAUUGCUCUCAAAGCUGCAUGUUUUCGAACCAGAAUUUCAAAUGUUUAUUGAAUCAGCAUUAAAUGUUUAGGUUAGAAAAAGGUAAUACUGCUUAUGCAUUGAUUCUCAGUUGUCAGUUUUGUCCCGGUUUUUUAGGUGACUAUAUUGAUGGUUGUGUUAAUCCUUUUUUUUUUUUCUUGUGUAUAUACCAGAAUUAUUACCAGAUGAAUUAAAAAAUUUUAAAAAGA
Silurus meridionalis is the source of this 8019-nucleotide messenger RNA. RefSeq names its product WNK lysine deficient protein kinase 1a (gene wnk1a). The record is from RefSeq and is a predicted model, not a curated record. The transcript has 25 exons. NCBI's taxonomy places the organism in Eukaryota, Metazoa, Chordata, Actinopteri, Siluriformes, Siluridae. Gene Ontology annotation, molecular function: chloride channel inhibitor activity; potassium channel inhibitor activity; ATP binding. Gene Ontology annotation, cellular component: cytosol; cytoplasm. Bases 1216 to 6204 code for a protein of 1662 amino acids. Gene Ontology annotation, biological process: monoatomic ion homeostasis; positive regulation of sodium ion transmembrane transporter activity; intracellular signal transduction.